This is a messenger RNA of Pseudocercospora fijiensis CIRAD86, 1512 nucleotides long. RefSeq lists its product as uncharacterized. The transcript has 7 exons. The coding region runs from base 1 to 1512 and encodes 503 amino acids. NCBI's taxonomy places the organism in Eukaryota, Fungi, Ascomycota, Dothideomycetes, Mycosphaerellales, Mycosphaerellaceae. The record is from RefSeq and is a predicted model, not a curated record.
AUGCUUCUCGAAGAUCUUUUGCCGAGAGUCACGUGCGCUGCCAAGAGUCAUGUGACCUCAGCUAUGCCCUCAACCUCUGAUAUUCUAAUCAUAAUGUGUGUUCCAUGCCAAGUCCGCCGGGUCAUCAAACUCGCCAUGACCCGCUGGACCAGACCUCACUUUGCAUUUGCUGAGCUGUUCUUGCUCUCUUGCCUUGCACUCCUCGGCCCUCACGUCUACGCCACGGAAGAAGAUCGGUCGGCCUGCCUUCUGGGAGCGAGCCUUUCCCGCAUUGUCUCCUGUCCUUUCAUCCUCCGUGCCAGCGCCAGUCUUGCACCGAGCCUCGUCAGCGCGCGGCGCCGCGAGACGUGCGCCAGUCUGGCCAGCCCAUCCGUGUCAGUGGUGCCCUCUGCGUGGCGCGCCUGUACCACUCGCUCCACUCCUCGCACGCCCGCAUCCUGGAACAUGACACUAGCGCCCAUACAAAAUCACCUGCACUCCCCACCCCUCUGCUCCAACUUCUUUCCAUCCCACCACCAUGGCCCUACCACGACUGCUGCCCGCUCUGGCCCCAGCUCCGCCAAAGCCCCCGCCAUUCCACACCCCAAGAUCUACAAAUUGGCUCUGGACGGAGUCGUCAUCCACAUUUUGCCCCCGAAUACCGUCGAGGAGCGGAAAAUACCACAUGCCCUCACUCGCACCUCGCGCCAGGUCCGCAACGAGGUGCUACCCUUAAUCCACUCGCUAUGUCCCAUCAGGUGCGCAGUCACGGACUUCAAUUUUGACGGCCUAUUACUGUGGAUGUCUCGUGUCCCGCCACACGAAGAGCGCAAUCUGAAGAAGAAUCAUCAUCUGGUCAUCCGAUUUAACACGUCGAAUCAGCCGCAGCGGAGUAUGGAAAGCUUGCGGAAAUGGUUGCAUAUGCGCGCCGACGUGCAUCGCCCUCAGCCCAAAUGGCACUACACCGGAGCAAUCCCCAGUAAUAAAGUGUGCGCCGACUUGAGAAGGCGCUGCAAGCGAAUGAAGGAAUAUGGAAAGCAGUGGGAAAUGCUGCAAAUCCUGAAAGCCUUGCAAAUUACCCCCCUUCCCACGCCACUCCCUGGACCGGGCACCCCUCCCCCGGAAGAGAACCCCGACCACCCAAACCAUCAGCAAUGGUUGCAACAACAGGAACGUGAGCAAGGCAGCACACAUGCUCUUUUUUGGCAAGCGGUUCCAACUUACGACCACUCCUUCCCUCGGUCAUGCCGGAGCAGAGUCCGAACGCGGGUCAAGUCCGCUUCUGGUCUGGGAGAGGGAUCAUAUUUGCCCAGCAGCUUGGACUAUCCUUCCUGCACCAGUUUUAGGUCGCCGAUCAGGACUUUUGCUCCGCCUUCAUCCGCCUCCAGUGAUGACUACAAUCUUAUGCUUGACUGGAAAGGUCUGGACUGGGCCAUAUUUCUGCAUUGCGGACGGAGUUGGAGGUGGGAGGCAGAAUUUGGAAAUCAACGGUUCACUAAUGUAAUGAUCUUUCCGUCUUCUCUAGAGACUUGA